Molecule: messenger RNA, 2184 nt
Organism: Trichomycterus rosablanca
Lineage: Eukaryota; Metazoa; Chordata; Actinopteri; Siluriformes; Trichomycteridae
Gene: rab5c
Product: RAB5C, member RAS oncogene family
Exons: 6
Coding region: 245-934 (229 amino acids)
Cellular component (GO): endosome; Golgi apparatus
Molecular function (GO): GTP binding; GTPase activity
Source: RefSeq, a predicted model, not a curated record
AGAGGCUGGGGUUGCUCGGCUGGAGAAGAGACAUUUGGGGCGGAGGAGGAAAAUUCCGCUCUAUAUACUAAGAAACAUAUAUUCAGUUUUGCUUCUCCAGUAGUGGCCAUCUCUCCGUCCACCUCCUCUUCAGCUGGUCUCGGUCCUGGUGUCCUUCACUCGAUUCCUCAUCCUCUUUCCUUGCUGAGCCCCUGAGUUCUUGGUCCCGGGUUUAGCUCAGCCUGCCCUCUCCUCUUGUGUAGGCAUGGCAGGGCGAGGACCGGCGCGGACCAACGGCACUGCCGCCGCCGCCACCACCAAUAAAAUCUGCCAGUUUAAGCUGGUUUUGUUAGGAGAGUCCGCUGUGGGCAAGUCCAGCCUGGUGCUGCGCUUUGUCAAGGGCCAGUUCCAUGAGUACCAGGAGAGCACCAUCGGAGCUGCAUUCCUCACACAGACAGUCUGUUUGGAUGAUACAACAGUAAAGUUUGAGAUUUGGGAUACAGCCGGUCAAGAGAGAUACCACAGCUUGGCCCCGAUGUAUUACAGAGGAGCGCAGGCUGCCAUCGUUGUCUAUGACAUUACUAACACAGACACUUUUACCCGAGCAAAGAAUUGGGUAAAGGAGCUCCAGAGACAGGCCAGCCCCAACAUCGUCAUUGCCCUGUCUGGAAACAAGGCCGACCUUGCCAACAAGAGAGCUGUUGAUUUUCAGGAAGCACAGGCUUAUGCUGAUGACAACAGUCUACUGUUCAUGGAGACAUCCGCCAAGACUGCCAUGAAUGUCAACGAGAUCUUCAUGGCUAUCGCUAAGAAGCUCCCGAAGAACGAGCCACAGGGUGGGGCAGGGCCCGGCGGUCGUGCCCGGGGUGGGGUCGACCUGCAGGAGGCAGCACCUCAGGGCAGAUCUGAUCCGUGCUGCAUUGGUGGGAAACAGACACCUUAUCAAACCAACUAACAGUCUGACAAUUAUGUCUAUUCACAGCCCAACCGGGAAAUCUAAUCAGUUAGACUGUGAUAUCCAUCAGCAGCUCAACAGAUUCUACUUUUGAGCUGACCAAAGGGGCCAUUCUCAGCCACGUGUAAAUAUUAUGACCAAUUUAUCUCUCCAACUAAUAGGCAGACCCACAAACUCCUCUGUAACAGCUGCGUUUUAAAAACUUUCCACUGGCUUCUGUGUACAAGCUAAAGUCGAUUCCACCCAAUGAAAGCAAACAGACAUGGAUUUAGGGAACAGGGAAGACGAUGAUCAAUUCUGUUGCACUUAUUGGAGCUGUGAGGAUCUGUUCUUAUCUGUAUUCACAAAAUAAAUCAAAAGUGGUGCUGUAAGGGAAAACAGGCGACCUUUUACAUGAUCAUAUUAUUUUCUCCACUGCGAUCAGCUCUGAUCUUUAAACAUACAUUGUCUUUUUGUCUUUGGAUGCAGCACCUAACUAGUAUUGAUUCUUAAUCUUCUGCUCUUCUGAUUUACUUUUUGAAAAUGUUUUUGCUCUGUUUUCCCUUCAUGCACAGCAAUUCUGUAGAUUCUGUAUUAUUCUUGGUUGUAACUAUAGAUAUUAUUGUAAUUAAUUAUGAUUACCACUACUCAAGAACUAUUGUAUGACUAUGUUAAUAGAUUAGCCCCCCAACAUUUACAUGUAUAAUAUCAUAUUGUAAAUGAUAAUGCAUAACCGGACUGAGUAACAACAGUGUCUUUUAGCAUUAAUGAAAUUUAUGGAAUCAUUUAGUCCGAGUGUUAAAACAUGAGUAACGCAAAACAAGUUUUGCUUCUUCUGACCAAAAUCAUCUUGUGUAUUAAAAAAAAUAACUGUUUCUGUAUUUGUACUUUGUAUUUUCUUCCAUUUUUCUGCAAAAGUAUAUUCAAUAUCAAUCAUUAGCCAUUAUUAAUACAAUACCUUCCCAAAACCAAUCAUCUAUUCUUCUUCAUUUUUUGUUUCUCUGAGUGCACUGACUGUCUCUGAUGUAUUUUUCAUUCUUUCCGUCUCCCCUUCCACCCCUCCAACAACUAGUGGUUAUUUUACCUUAUUUUUCUUAAUUAUCUCUCUUCGACAAACAAUGUGAAUUAGCACAACAGAUCAAAACAGCUGCCCAGACCCGGUUUGGAAGGGUUGGGCAAAUGUUUUGUGGUCUUCCAUCUAUGGGAGACACAAAAAACUGCAAAAAGAAAUCUUGUACUUGUAAUUUUAAAAAUAAACAAAGGGGAAGGUA